This is a messenger RNA of Punica granatum (pomegranate), 2161 nucleotides long. The record is from RefSeq and is a predicted model, not a curated record. Lineage: Eukaryota; Viridiplantae; Streptophyta; Magnoliopsida; Myrtales; Lythraceae.
GCUAGUCAUCGUCUCUCACUCUCUCUCCUCUCUUCUUCGAAAGUUCAACCUCAGUCUCGCUCUCUCAGCAAUGGACAUUCCGCACCCUUUCAGGCAGUCCAUCUUCAAUCCAUCCCGGAGCUUCAAGAAACCUAAGAUCAGCAGGUUGGAACCUCAUCGAGCUCGUCUUCCUCCGCGUCUGUGGGAAUUCCGGAGCCGGAACUGCCCGGGAAGUUUGAGUCCUCCGAAUCCUGUGAGGAUUCAACCCACGCCCGGUCCGAUUGGGCUGAACGGUAUUACGGUUCCAUCCCCUGUCAGAGCUUCUUCUCGAGAUGCUGGUUUCAGUUCGCUGUCUGAAGGUGGGAGGUUGCAGGCUCCGAGUUUUGUCGAGUUUAUUACCUCCGAGAGAGUCAAAAUUGUGGCUAUGCUUGCCUUGGCACUGACUCUCUGUAACGCUGAUCGCGUGGUUAUGUCCGUAGCCAUCCUGCCACUAUCUAUGACCCAUGGUUGGAGCCGAUCCUUCGCUGGUAUCGUGCAGUCAUCUUUUCUUUGGGGAUACUUGAUUUCACCAAUAGCUGGAGGUACGCUGGUCGACUACUAUGGCGGUAAGAUUGUGAUGGGUUGUGGUGUGGCUUUGUGGUCGCUCGCUACUUUCCUGACACCGUGGGCCGCUGAAACAUCGCUCUUAGCACUACUUGCCACGAGAGCUCUUCUCGGUGUAGCAGAAGGGGUGGCUCUUCCUUGUAUGAACAAGAUGGUAGCAAGAUGGUUUCCUCCAACUGAACGUGCCAGAGCAGUAGGAAUUGCUAUGGCUGGCUUUACACUUGGAAAUGCUAUAGGACUCACUCUUUCUCCUAUUCUUAUGUCACAAGGUGGUAUAUUUGGACCAUUCGUCAUUUUUGGGUUAUCAGGAUUUCUGUGGGUCCUUGUAUGGUUUUCUGCAACAUCAAAUUCGCCAGACCAACACCCUCAAAUCUCAAAGUAUGAAUUGGAUUACAUAUUAAAUGAGCAGAAGAAAUCCAUUAAGAUGGAUGCAAAAACUGAAACCAGCAGAGUCAUCCCUCCGUUCAAGCGUUUGCUUUCUAAACUGCCAACGUGGUCUUUGAUUAUUGCCAAUGCCAUGCAUAGCUGGGUAUGUCUGGGAGAGAUUUAUCAUCUUAUAUUACUCUUUAGUAUAUUGUACCUGAACGAAGCCAGUUUUGUCUUAUUCUCACAGGGGUUCUUUGUCAUUCUCUCUUGGAUGCCCAUUUACUUUAACUCGGUAUAUCAUGUUGAUCUGAGACAAGCAGCAUGGUUUAGUGCUGUGCCCUGGAGUGUUAUGGCUUUUGUGGGAUAUCUAGCUGGUAUGUGGUCAGACAUGCUAAUACGGGGAGGUACGAGUAUCACGUUGACGCGCAAGAUCAUGCAGUCAAUUGGAUUUAUCGGUCCAGGGAUUGCUCUAAUUGGUCUGACCUCUGCAAGAAGCCCUUCAAUCGCAUCUGCAUGGCUAACAUUAGCAGUGGGACUAAAAUCUUUCAGUCACUCUGGCUUUUUGGUGAACAUUCAGGAGAUCGCACCAAAGUAUUCUGGGGUUUUGCAUGGAAUGGCGAAUACUGGGGGAACUUUGGCUGCUAUUGUAGGGACAGUUGGAGCUGGUUUCUUUGUUGAGUUGGUGGGUUCAUUCCGAGGAUUUUUGUUGAUAACAUCACUCCUAUACUUUCUCGCUGCCCUUUUCUGGAAUAUCUUUUCUACUGGGGAAAGAGUCAAUUUUGAAUAAAAAGGAAGAAUGCUAGCGAGAGCAUAAUGAUAAACUGAUAGAAUUACUGAAGGGAAAGGCAAACUGGGGGAGGGCUCGCCAUCUUCUGCUUACAGAUGUUGACAUUUUUUCUAUUCUGUAAAUAUGCCAGAAUCAGGGGUACCAAUAGUUUACAGCCAAGCAAGAGUUUCCAGUUACGUUUUUCUGUGCAGGUCACGACCGGCAGAGUAUGUCAGCAUGUGCUGGUUCCUCAGUGUGAGAAGUACAUGAAUCGUGCAGCAGGCAGUGCGAUUCUUUUACUCAUGAUUGGGUCGUACAAUUAACUGUGGGCAUCUGGUUUUUUAUGCGAUACAUCUGUAACUGAGCCCUUUUUUGCCUUGCCAAGGUGGUUGUUGCACGAUAGAUCGGAAUUUAGAAUUAUGCAAGUCUAAAGAUAUUUCAUCACAA